Arvicanthis niloticus (Nile rat) is the source of this 3225-nucleotide messenger RNA. The record is from RefSeq and is a predicted model, not a curated record. Lineage: Eukaryota; Metazoa; Chordata; Mammalia; Rodentia; Muridae.
AGAACCAAAGAGAAACCAGCCUGAGGAAAGGGCCGGGACGCAGAGAGCCUCUCUAGCCUUUCCCAGUCCCUGCUCUCUAUAUUCUUCAGGGAGAACGAGAGACAUGCUUGGGGUUAGCCGGAGGAGUCGCGUGGUGACUCUCUGGCCUCAUGCCGACUUUUCGGUGGCUCGAGGAGGACCCGGUGGGCUGUGUGUUGGAGGUGAGGCUUGUCCGGGCCUGAAGAAAAAGCUAGUCUCACACUUCCGGUACUUCCUUAAAUUCACGGCUGCCUUUUCCUUAUGCUCAAUUUACUAGACGGAACUGAAAUCAGGAAGUCCUACUAGGUCUCUCACCCGAGACUUUCUUGCUGCGAUUCAACCGGUUUUUUCAAUAUUUUGUGUUCAGCUUUUUCCCUGCCCUUAGAUGACCUCUUCCCGGAUCUCUCCUUUGUUUUCUUCCUUAGAGACGGCUUGUUUUUCUUUCCUACACCAGACUGGUUGAACUGGCCCAAUAUUUUCAAUGUGCAUAUUGAUGUGCAGAGAAGGCACGCAGAGCUCCCGGGCUGGAAAAGGGAUAGUAACAAGCUCCAGAGAGAAUGAAAUAGAAACCAUGACGGUGGUUGGAGGUGUGGAGGCCUGAGGGUGAGAAGGAAAAAUGGUGAAGGAGAGACAAAGAUACAAAACUGAACAGUUAGCACCUAGCCAGAUAGUAAGCUAGUUCUAGUGCCAGCUCUGCCCAUUCCCAACCCCCUUCAGUCAAGGUUUCACAGAGUUGCCCAACCUGGCUUCGAAUCACUCUUCCUGCUUCAGCCUCCGAAGUAGCUGGGAUCACAGUCUUUGAACACUUGGCCGGCUCUGCCAUUUAAAAUUGUGAUCUUGGAGGCUGGACCAGGAGCUGACCACAAACCAAGAGUCUAGGAGCGCUUGAGACUGAACCAAGGUCAUGGCCCCACCACCACCACUGCCAGUGGCCGCCAGCACUCCAAUCCUGCACGGCGAGUUUGGUUCCUACCCGGCCCAUGGCCCACGAUUUGCCCUCACCCUCACGACACAAGCCCUACACAUACAGCGACUGCGCCCAAAGCCAGAAGCUCGGCCCCGAGAUGGUCUAGUCCCUCUGGACGAGGUCUCAGGCUGUGGCACUCUGCAGAGCCGUAGCCCUGACGACACUGCUGCUUACUUCUGUAUCUACACCUAUCCACGGGGCCGGCGUGGGGGCCGGCGCAGAGCUACUCGUACCUUCCGGGCUGAUGGGGCCGCCACUUACGUGGAGAAUCGUGCAGAGGCCCAGCGUUGGGCAACUGCCUUCACGUGUCUCCUCCGAGGAGUGCCUCUGUCUGGAGACCAGGAAAUCACCCCUGAAUUGCUGCCCCGGAAGCCCAGGCUGCUCCUAUUGGUCAACCCUUUUGGAGGGCGGGGCCUGGCCUGGCAGCGCUGUAUGGACCACGUGGUGCCCAUGAUCUCUGAAGCUGGGCUGUCCUUCAACCUCAUACAGACAGAACGACAGAACCAUGCUCGUGAGCUGGUGCAGGGGUUGAGCCUGAGUGAGUGGGAAGGCAUUGUCACUGUGUCUGGAGAUGGGCUGCUUUAUGAGGUGCUGAAUGGGCUCCUUGAUCGCCCAGAUUGGGAAGACGCCGUGCGGAUGCCCAUUGGUGUCCUCCCCUGUGGUUCAGGCAAUGCACUAGCUGGGGCAGUUAACCGUCAUGGCGGGUUUGAACAGGCUGUCGGUGUUGACCUGUUGCUCAACUGCUCGCUUCUUCUCUGCCGGGGUGGCAGCCAUCCUCUGGACCUGCUCUCUGUGACGCUAGCCUCAGGAUCCCGCUGUUUUUCCUUUCUGUCAGUGGCCUGGGGAUUCUUGUCAGACGUGGACAUUCACAGUGAGCGCUUUAGAGCCCUGGGUAGCGCUCGAUUCACACUGGGUGCAGUGCUAGGCCUGGCCACGUUGCAUACCUACCGUGGACGCCUCUCCUACCUCCCCGCUACCACAGAACCAGCCCUGCCCAUCCCAGGCCACAGUCUGCCGCGAGCCAAGUCAGAACUAGCCUUGGCUCCAGCUCCAGCCCCAACCACCACCCACUCACCUCUACAUCGGUCUGUGUCUGACCUGCCCUUGCCCCUUCCCCAGCCUGCCUUGGCAUCCCCUGGCUCCCCUGAGCCCCUGCCUGACCUGUCUCUCAAUGGUGGUGGUCCAGAGCUGACUGGAGACUGGGGGGGAGCUGGGGAUGCACCUCUGUCCCCAGACCCACUGCUGCCUUCAUCCCCCAACGCUCUCAAAACAGCUCAGCUUUCACCCAUCGCUGAAGGGCCCCCAGAAAUGCCAGCCUCCUCGGGGUUCCUGCCUCCCACCCACAACGCUCCAGAAGCCUCUACCUGGGGCCCCGUGGACCACCUGCUCCCUCCCCUGGGCUCUCCACUGCCCCAAGACUGGGUGACAAUAGAGGGGGAGUUUGUACUCAUGUUGGCCAUCUUGCCAAGCCAUCUCUGCGCAGACCUGAUGGCAGCCCCACAUGCGCGCUUUGAUGAUGGCGUGGUGCACCUGUGUUGGGUGCGGAGUGGCAUCUCACGGGCUGCACUUCUACGAAUUUUGCUGGCCAUGGAGCAUGGAAACCACUUCAGCCUGGGUUGCCCACAUCUGGGCUAUGCUGCAGCACGUGCCUUUCGCCUUGAGCCACUCACGCCUCGUGGCUUGCUCACUGUAGAUGGGGAGUUAGUGGAGUACGGGCCAAUACAGGCGCAGGUGCAUCCAAGUCUCGCCACACUGCUCACUGGGCCUGCAGGUCAAAAGCUGCAAGCCUGAACGAGCCCAAAGCAUUUUGAGUUAGUGGAACCAGAGCCCCAUAAGCUAAGAUCUAUUACAGGUAGAAGUAGGGCCCACACUCAGAACUGGAAGGGUGAAGAGUGGUCCUGACCCUCAGUUCCCAGAGGACCUAGAGGCUUGAGGGUGGGGCCUGCCUUUCUUGAUGUCCCAUGAUGGGGCCUGGAAUGUAUGAGCUAGCAAGGCUUCUUCAGCUUAUUGUCCAGCCAGGGUUUCUUCUUGCCUAUUCCGGUGCCUCUAUUUGACUGGCCAAUCAGCCCUUGAGGGGCAGGUUCCCCCGGGUGGUCCCCAGAUUUGCACUAAUGUUCCUCCCCUGGCCAGUUAGGGGUGGGAUGUUCUGUGUCUUGUGCGUCCCUGUCCCUAGUCUAAAAAGCAAUUGAAAAGGUCUAUGCAAUAAAGGUGUUGCUUUCCUCUAGACCUUCACCCUUCCA